This is a messenger RNA of Chlorocebus sabaeus (green monkey), 2731 nucleotides long. It is a transcript of the gene GLS2, whose product is annotated as glutaminase 2. Gene Ontology annotation, biological process: L-glutamine catabolic process. Gene Ontology annotation, molecular function: protein binding; glutaminase activity. The record is from RefSeq and is a predicted model, not a curated record. Lineage: Eukaryota; Metazoa; Chordata; Mammalia; Primates; Cercopithecidae.
AAGAGCCUACCGUCUUGCUCUCAUUGGGCAACCUUACCCUUUCCCCGCCUCAAUGUUUUUGCUUCCUCAGUGAUUGGGCCUGGGCAUUGUCCAUUCCAGCUCCCAGGCACCGCCCUCUCUCCACCCACUCGGGUUCUCCUUUAUUCCCAACGCUCCUCACCUAGCCCCUGUCCUGAGGGUGUGCCUAACCCUGGAGCCAGCUUUAAAGGGGCAGGCCCCUCCUCCUGCCCCAGCCCCACCCACGGGGCCCCCCUUCUCGGUCUUUCAGGCCCAGAGCUCCCUCACAGAACUCCCCCGCACCUUGUCUCGCCCGCUCCGCCUCUCCUUCCCAGCCACAGCUAGAGGUCCUGGGCGCACCUGCAGAGCCAGCGGCUUGCUGGGGGCAUGCGCUCCAUGAAGGCUCUGCAGAAGGCGCUGAGCCGGGCCGGCAGUCACUGCCGGCGGGGAGACUGGGGUCACCUGAGCCGGAGCCCCCUCCUUGGCGGGGGCGUCCGGCACCACCUCAGUGAGGCCGCGGCGCAGGGCAGAGAGACACCACACAGCCGCCAGCCGCAGCACCAGGAUCAUGAUUCAUCAGAAAGUGGCAUGCUGUCCCGCCUGGGUGAUUUGCUCUUCUACACUAUUGCUGAAGGACAGGAACAAAUCCCUAUCCACAAGUUCACCACUGCACUAAAGGCCACUGGACUGCAGACAUCAGAUCCUCGGCUCCAAGACUGCAUGAGCGAGAUGCACCGUGUGGUCCAAGAGUCCAGUAGUGGUGGCCUCUUGGACCGAGAUCUCUUCCGAAAGUGUGUGAGCAGCAACAUUGUGCUCCUGACCCAGGCAUUCCGAAAGAAGUUUGUCAUUCCUGAUUUUGAGGAGUUCACGGGCCAUGUGGAUCGCAUCUUUGAGGAUGCCAAAGAGCUCACUGGAGGCAAAGUGGCAGCGUACAUCCCUCAGCUGGCCAAGUCAAACCCAGACCUGUGGGGUGUCUCCCUGUGCACUGUGGAUGGUCAGCGGCACUCUGUGGGCCACACAAAGAUCCCCUUCUGCCUGCAGUCCUGUGUGAAGCCCCUUACCUAUGCCAUCUCCAUAAGCACCCUAGGCACUGACUACGUGCACAAGUUUGUGGGCAAAGAGCCUAGUGGCCUGCGCUACAACAAGCUCUCCCUCAAUGAGGAAGGAAUCCCCCAUAACCCCAUGGUCAAUGCUGGUGCCAUUGUUGUCAGCUCCCUCAUCAAGAUGGACUGUAACAAAGCAGAGAAGUUUGAUUUUGUGUUGCAGUAUCUCAACAAAAUGGCUGGGAAUGAAUACAUGGGUUUCAGCAAUGCCACAUUCCAGUCGGAGAAGGAAACAGGGGAUCGGAAUUAUGCCAUUGGCUAUUAUCUCAAGGAAAAGAAGUGCUUUCCUAAGGGGGUGGACAUGAUGGCUGCCCUUGAUCUCUACUUCCAGCUGUGCUCUGUGGAGGUCACUUGUGAAUCAGGCAGUGUCAUGGCAGCCACCCUCGCCAAUGGUGGGAUCUGCCCUAUCACAGGCGAGAGUGUGCUGAGUGCUGAAGCAGUGCGCAACACCCUCAGCCUCAUGCAUUCCUGCGGCAUGUAUGACUUCUCUGGCCAGUUUGCCUUCCACGUGGGCCUGCCAGCCAAGUCAGCUAUAUCAGGAGCCAUCCUCCUGGUGGUACCCAAUGUCAUGGGAAUGAUGUGCCUGUCACCCCCAUUGGACAAGCUGGGGAACAGCUAUAGGGGGACCAGCUUCUGCCAGAAGUUGGUGUCUCUCUUCAAUUUCCACAACUAUGACAACCUGAGGCACUGUGCUCGGAAGUUAGACCCACGGCGUGAAGGGGGAGAAAUUCGGAACAAGACUGUGGUCAACCUGUUAUUUGCGGCCUACAGUGGUGAUGUCUCAGCUCUUCGAAGGUUUGCCUUGUCGGCCAUGGAUAUGGAACAGAAAGACUAUGACUCGCGCACAGCUCUGCAUGUUGCUGCAGCUGAAGGACACAUCGAAGUUGUUAAAUUCCUGAUCGAGGCUUGCAAAGUGAAUCCUUUUGCCAAGGACAGAUGGGGCAACAUUCCCCUGGAUGAUGCUGUGCAGUUCAACCAUCUGGAGGUGGUCAAACUGCUUCAAGAUUACCAGGAUUCCUACACACUCUCUGACACUCAGGCUGAGGCAGCAGCUGAGGCCCUGUCUAAAGAGAACUUAGAAAGCAUGGUAUGAGCACAGGUCAUGGAGAGCCCCUGCUCAAGAAAAAGCACGAGCUGGCCACACAUGUAAUCCAUAACCACCAAAAAUGCUAUGAAGAGCUACACUGCUUCAGUGGGGACCCAACAGUCAUGUGGUGACUUAGGCUAGUGCUUUCUAUGAGAGUCAAAAUACCCCAUUCCCUCAGCAGACAGAGUACAGAGAAGGGCCUCAGUGGACACCUGCAGUAGAGCUGUUCAGAGUGAAUGGGCUACAAGGUACAGCCUAAUGGCUUGCCCCACUCAAAACCAUCCCAGCUCUUCACCCAGGUCUCCUCUUCCUCUCCCUGAAGAAACCAUCAUGAGAGAAAGACACUCUGGUGGAGGGACUCUAGCUACCAUGCACAUGUAUAUAUCCACAGAAUAUGGGAAGUGGGAAUGGCUAUGUACAUGGCUUUAGUAGUCUGGAGAGAUCUACUCCCCUUGGCCAGGACAUGCUGCUGCUACUGCUAACAGCCAAUUUUAUAGACAGAGAAAGUGUUUUGUGUUCAAAUAAACUUUUAAUUAUCAAAUCA